Lathyrus oleraceus (garden pea) is the source of this 1844-nucleotide messenger RNA. RefSeq lists its product as uncharacterized. The transcript has 2 exons. Lineage: Eukaryota; Viridiplantae; Streptophyta; Magnoliopsida; Fabales; Fabaceae. Bases 195 to 1439 code for a protein of 414 amino acids. The record is from RefSeq and is a predicted model, not a curated record.
AUUUAAUGUGUUGGAACGCAAACCGUGCCCGGAUUCCCGAUUCCCCAUUUCAUUUUGACGCAGAAGGGUUCUUCACUCACUCAUUGACCCAGAAACGUCCAUAUUUUCAUGCUCGUCUUAUUCUUAUUCACAAUUAUGCACUCGUUUCGGAACCUACCUUGAAGGCUAAUUGGUGAUUAUUUUAGUUCAACAACAUGGCAGAAACAACUUUGAUGGGUCGAACUAGAAGUGAAGUAACAGUGUUAGGCAGGACAGAGACACUUGGUUUUCAAGGGCAACUUCUGCAGAAGUUGUACGCGGAGUUGGAUGAAGAAAGGGAAGCAUCCGCCACAGCAGCCAUGGAAGCAAUGGAUAUGAUACUGCGUCUCCAGGGAGAGAAGGCUAUGGUGGAGAUGGAGGCGAGUCAGUUCAAGAGAAUGACAGAAGAGAUGAUAGAACACGCCGAAGCAACCUUUGAAGCUUAUGAAGAAAUUAUGUAUGACAAGGAGAUGGAAACUGCCUCUCUCAAGUUUCAAUUGCAGGCUUACAAAAACAAACUCGUCAGCUUAGGAUGUGAUCUCAAUGCGAGUGAGUUUCAGUUCGUGCACUCGAAUGCGAGUGAUCAAAGUAGCGUUAAGGCUAUGAGAAGGCUGAAGUCAUUUCCCUCGACUCCGAUUAAAAACGAGGCUCAGAAAACGGAAAGAUCGGUUUCGAGUGACCAGGAACCUAGCUUGGUGUGUGAAAGUGAGACUCUUAACUCAUACUGGAACAAGAUUAAGAUGCUGCAUGCACAAGCGAGACUGAUUUCGGAUUGUAAUAACAAAGGAGCAAACUCGAAAAGUAGAGGAGGGAGGUCAAGUUCGAUAUUGCCAAAAGCUAGCAGUAAGAUAGCCUGCGAGUAUGGCCAAACACAUAGAUUGAACUCUUCCAAUUCUACUGAAGUAGUAAAUCAUUGUGAUCUUACACGCGACAGUAAAAGACUCGCCACUCGUCCUUCUUCGACUAAUGUCCACGAUGUAUUUGAAGUCCCGCAAGCUACUGCGAAGCAUGAAGUUAGAAGAAGGCAUGAGAAAUGGAAUUUUUUGGCAGAUAUUAUAUUAACAAAACCAGAAUCAGUGUCUGAGGGAAUGAUUGAAUCGCCGUUUAAACAUGAUGCAGUGACAAUUGUUGGACAGAAGAAAGAAAGGAUGGGUGUGGAUUGUAAUCCUCAAGCUGAAGUUGUUCAAAAAGUUGCAAAGCUUCAGAGGCAGAAAACCAGUAGAAGGUAUCAGGAGAUUACAUCUGGAUUAGAAUUAGGGGAUAAUGAAGAGCAGUUGCGGCUUUUGAGGGAAAUGAAAAGUGAACUGAAAUUAAUACAGUCAGAGAUGAGAAGCUUGAAAACCAAAAAUGUCACCCCUGUGGAGGAUGCUGUGUCGUUCGGUCUUCUCGAAGAGGUAAAGUAUAUACAAUGUGGUGGUUGAGAAACAGAACAUAAAUUAUCGUUGUCUACAUGCAUGAAUUAUUGAUGUUUAUUUUAUCCUUUGAAAUACAAAGAACUAAUGAUUAACCAAUUAUAUGAACAGGCAAUGAUGCACUUUUGGAUUUGAUCAAGUAACUGCAUAAUGACCAUCUCAGGCAACGGAUCAACUCACUGCAUCAUAUGCUUUCUCUACCCACAGAUUUAUGUCGGAUAUAGAUAUAUGUUGUGAUUUGAAUUUUAGAACUGAAAAAUGUAUACAUUUCCAUACAAACAUGUUUUACAUUAGGCACUCUAUGGAGGCAAUUUGAAUGUCUUGUAGGUAUAAAUUAAUAAAGUUUCAUGUUUUCCUUGUUUUGAAAUGGAACCAAAUAAUUGAGAGUGCCUUCAACUCCUGGAUAUGUCUGUU